Acaulospora morrowiae is the source of this 792-nucleotide messenger RNA. NCBI's taxonomy places the organism in Eukaryota, Fungi, Glomeromycota, Glomeromycetes, Diversisporales, Acaulosporaceae. The record is from the annotation of a GenBank genome assembly.
UCAGCUCUGAUCGAAGAUGAUGAGCCAACAUUGAUUUCAGAGAUUCAUGCAGGAGCGCGUUUGAAUGGUGAUAUCCAAUUUAUAAAUCAUAGUCUACAUCUUCAAUUUACCGAACAUCAAACAGACACAAACUCCGAAAACAACCCUACAAGUGAAUGGAAUGUUGAAUGCAAAAAUACUAAUACUAUUGUUAAUGUCCAGAAAUUCAAACAUUGUAUUAUCAACGCUACAAACUCACUGUAUGGAGAUGCUUUCCUUUCAUUAGAUCAGCCGGAUGCCAAGAGUGUGAAUGAAAUUCAUCAAUACAAACACACAGAAAAGACAAUCAGUCAAGAUUUAUAUCAAGAAGAACGUAAAAAAUCUUCAUCGGAAAAUGAUUUUUUUAUUUUAUUUACGACUUCAGAUAGUGUCAAUGUAAAACUUCCAGAACGGUCUGGAAUUGUAGAUAGUAAAGUUUUUAGUACCUAUUUUGGGCCAUUUGCCGGUAGAGCAUACAAGUCUGUGGAGUCCUCCAUUGCUGAGUCUGUUCCUAGCAAGAAAAUAGAUCCGAUCACACAUCUGAUGAUUCAAAGCAUCAAACCUCUAGUUCUUUUGAUGCAUGCCGAGAAAAGGAUAGCCAAUGUUCUGCAUCUUCUACCCCCCGAAACAAAUUUUAAUGAUACUUCUGAGCAAAUAAAUUCACGAUGUGACGAGUCAAAGACUCGUACCAAAACCACUGACACUCCGAUAUCUGAUACAACUGACACAGUGAGUAAGGAUGCCGGCACGAAAGUGCCCUUACUCUGUAAGUAA